CAGAUACGAGGCUCGUGCAAGACGGAAGCAUCACUUCGCGCAUGCGCUUUGCGUCGGAUCAGUUCCAUAGCAACCAUAAAGAACAACAUGGCAAAAGCAACAACUAUUAAAGAGGCCCUGGUGAAAUGGGAGGAGAAAACAGGAGAAAAAGCGAGCGAGGCAACAGCAGUAAAGCUUUAUGGUCAGAUACCUCCCAUUGAAAAAAUGGACGCAUCUCUCUCAAAUCUGGUCAACUGCGAGAGAUUAUCCUUGUCUACAAACUGUAUUGAAAAAAUUGCCAACUUGAAUGGUCUAAAGAACCUUAAGAUAUUGUCCUUGGGCCGGAAUAACGUCAAAAACCUUAAUGGACUUGAGGCAGUAGGUGAUACUCUGGAGGAGCUGUGGAUCUCUUAUAACCUCAUAGAAAAACUGAAGGGAAUUCACGUCAUGAAGAAACUCAAAGUCUUGUACAUGUCUAACAACUUGGUCAAGGAGUGGGGGGAGUUUCAGAAGCUGGCAGAUCUUCCAUCAUUGGUAGACCUUGUCUUUGUGGGGAAUCCAUUAGAAGAGAAGUAUUCUGCAGAUGGCAACUGGAUAGAGGAAGCUACUAAGAGGCUUCCCAAGCUUAAAAAGCUAGAUGGAAAUCCUGUUAUCAAACAAGAAGAGGAGGAAGGUGAAGGGGAGAGUUAAUGCAAUUCCUUUAAAUAUUCUAAAGUUGGUGCAUUUUUAUUGUUUAAACACCAGCAUUUUAACUAUUAGAAGUCUGUGCAAUAUUUGCAUUUUUUUAGGUGUAUUUAUAUGGAAUAAGCUGAAAACCUAAAUCCAUUUUCUUGAGCUUUAACACUAUUUGAAUAGAUUUGAAAAGCACACACUUGAUGCAUUUUGUUAGCCUUAACACAAGCGGAAAUAUACAAUCUAUGCAUAUUAUACAAUUAUACAAUGUAUUAUUAUACAAUAAUUAUACAAUUAUAUAUAUUAUACAAUUAUUGUAUUAUACAGUCCAUACAUAUACAAUGUAUGGGUCGUGCAGAAGGACAGAUUGGAUGGCACUCAUUACUUACACUGUAAAGAAAAAAAAUGAAGAAUGCCAUUGUUACCUUAAAGAACUAUUUCUACUUAAUCUAACUCAUGCUUAAAAAAAUACUAUGAAGAAUUAAUAUGUACACCUAUAAUAAUUAAUAAUUUAACAACUUGAUUCAGUGAAAUAAGAUCUUUGACUUGAAUAACCAGUUAAUUCCCAUCUUAACACAUGAAGGAGUUAUUAAAAGUUAAGAAAGUUAAUGACAAAACUUUUCAGGGUGAUCAAUAAAUUGUUAGAUUGUAACAGUAAAUGCAAGCCAGUGACAGCAACUACAAAACUGGAAUGACUGAUCAAGUGUGUGACUGGCUUUAACUGUUUUGAUUGGUGGUGCUAUGCUUUAGUAUGUCUCUAUUAGGAGGCUACUUGAAAAAAUUAUCUGUAUUUAAAGUUAAUUAAUAAUUGCAAGAUUCAAAUUCUAAAUAGCAUACUUUUUGUAAUAAAUUUGUUUGUACAUAAGCAAAUUCCUAAUUUAUUUGCAGUUGUUCUGUAAGUGUAUUGUUAACAUAUUAUAUUGUAUGUGUGGUACUUAAAGCGAGUUGCACAACGAGAGCAAUUUAACACUUUGUAGCAUAUCUCCAUAGAGUAACAUAAGUGAACUGUGGCCAAAUAAAGACACUAUAACUAAUAUUGUAAUAAAAACGUUGUCUGACUUUCUUGUUAAGAAUUUUAUGAGUGUGAUUUCAAUUUUAUAGUUACUAUUUUGACCAUGUUUUUGACCCCUCUAUAUGUUUUUGUUUACUGUGUUUCACAAGAAACUAUUUUGUCCUCUGCUCAAGUUAUGCUGUUAUCAUCCUUUAUAACCAUUGCAUUAAAUUUGUGAUAAAAC
Molecule: messenger RNA, 1886 nt
Organism: Cyprinus carpio (common carp)
Lineage: Eukaryota; Metazoa; Chordata; Actinopteri; Cypriniformes; Cyprinidae
Product: dynein axonemal light chain 1
Cellular component (GO): cytoplasm
Molecular function (GO): protein kinase binding
Source: RefSeq, a predicted model, not a curated record